This is a messenger RNA of Heterotrigona itama, 318 nucleotides long. The record is from the annotation of a GenBank genome assembly. NCBI's taxonomy places the organism in Eukaryota, Metazoa, Arthropoda, Insecta, Hymenoptera, Apidae.
ACUGUGAAUAGCAGAAUAGCAUUUAUGUAUGUCGUUCGGAAAAGGGCAAAGACAUAUGCGAAACUUUUGCUUAGAAGAGAAUUGAAAGGGAAAGAGAAGAAUUCUGAAAAGAAUUCGACCUUCUAUUAUUCGAAUCGAUCGGGUUGGCAAGAAAGAAUAGAACGUCUUUCAAUGGAUAGUCAGGAUAAAAACACCUCGGAUGUCGGACAACCUGUGCAAAUUGUACUUGCUCAUCCAGACCACAGUUUCGAGUUAAACGAAGAAGCCUUGUCGAAAAUUCUCCUUGAAAAUGACAUUAAAAACAGGAGCGUGGUUGUU